UGGCACCACACAAAUCUUCGUUGAGAUUCGUACGCCUGUACUUUCCGAUUGACUUUCUCCUCUUUUUGCAUGCCCCUCUCUCUCUCAGUAGGAAUCAUCAGGUAAUUAACACGAGGCACACCUUACGUGACGUGCUCAUCAGUAGCAGACGUACGAGUCGACGCAGAGUAUAUAUCUAAGAGAAGUACAGCACCGGGCGUGUGGAGCUGAUUCAGAAAUGCAGAGAGGGUCGUCGCAGCUGGACUUGGUGCUGGUGCCGCUGGGCCUGGCGGUGAUGGUGGUCUACCACCUCUGGCUGCUCUUCCGCAUCCGCCGCCACCCGGAGACCACCGUCAUCGGCAUCAACGCCAUCAACCGCCGCAUCUGGGUCCGCCACAUCAUGGAGGAGUCGUCCGGGAAGCACGCGGUGCUGGCGGUGCAGACGAUGCGCAACAGCAUCAUGGCCUCCACCGUGCUCGCCUCCGUCGCCAUCACGCUCAGCUCACUCGUCGCCGCCCUCAUGGCCAGCGGCGCCGCCCACGGACUCUUUGGAGGCAGCGAGAGCCAGCUCGUCGUGGGCGCCCACGGCGAGGUCGCGAUGUCCAUCAAGUUCUUCGCGAUCCUCGUCUGCUUCCUCGUCGCCUUCCUCCUCAACGUGCAGUCCAUCCGCUACUACAGCCACGCGGGGCUCCUCGUCAACGUCCCGCUGCGCGCGCACCGCCGCCCGGCCUGCGCCGUCGGGUACGUCACCACCACGCUGAACCGCGGCGUCUACUUCUGGUCGCUCGGCGUCCGCGCCUACUACUUCUCCUGCCCCGUCUUCCUCUGGCUCUUCGGGCCCAUCCCCAUGUGCGCCUCUUGCCUCGCCAUGGUCGCCGCGCUCUACUUCCUCGACGUCAACAAGGAGUGGGACAAGAACGAUGAGACCAGCAACAACAACGGCGAUGUCGAUGGCCAAGAAAGGAAGACGGCCGCCGCCGGCAGGCAGGUGGCUCCAGAAGUCGUGUAAAUUGUCAACAGGGUCCAGGCAUGUCAUGUCCUCUGCUAGUGAUUAACAAGGGAUCAGGAUUCAAUGCUCGUUGAAUCCAGAUUAUAAUCAGUACUAUACUGUACUGUAGCAAAUAAAUUUGAUAUCCUUGGUGUUUACCUAGGACCUGCUUGGGCCUUGUGGUACAAUCCUCCGGGAGAGGUCAUUGAUGAUGCAAAGUCAACUCCAUG
Phragmites australis (common reed) is the source of this 1197-nucleotide messenger RNA. RefSeq lists its product as uncharacterized. The coding region runs from base 218 to 988 and encodes 256 amino acids. The transcript has 2 exons. NCBI's taxonomy places the organism in Eukaryota, Viridiplantae, Streptophyta, Magnoliopsida, Poales, Poaceae. The record is from RefSeq and is a predicted model, not a curated record.